Messenger RNA from Dunckerocampus dactyliophorus (ringed pipefish), 3225 nucleotides. RefSeq names its product mitochondrial ribosomal protein L22 (gene mrpl22). Gene Ontology annotation, biological process: ribosome assembly; translation. Gene Ontology annotation, molecular function: structural constituent of ribosome. The record is from RefSeq and is a predicted model, not a curated record. NCBI's taxonomy places the organism in Eukaryota, Metazoa, Chordata, Actinopteri, Syngnathiformes, Syngnathidae. Bases 23 to 649 code for a protein of 208 amino acids. Gene Ontology annotation, cellular component: mitochondrial large ribosomal subunit; ribosome. The transcript is spliced from 7 exons.
AUUCGUUGUAGGAAUAGCCAUCAUGGCCGCCGCCAUAACUACGAGCGGUUUUUCGUCAGUCAGAAGUAUAUUUGGUCGUUUUCAUCCCAGGUUAGCAGCAGUAGCAGGCGGACCCCAGCAGAUGUCAUGCCUCCACACCAGCACUCCACUGGAAGCAAAGAACUGGGAGAGGAAGAACAAGAUCGUGUAUCCACCGCAGCUUCCAGAUGAGCCCCGCAGACCAGCAGAGAUCCAUCAUUCCAGAAGACAGAUAAAGUACAGCAAAGACAAGAUGUGGUACCUAGCCAAAAUGAUUCGAGGCAUGAGCAUCGAUGAAGCCAUCGCACAGUUGGAAUUCAAUGACAAAAAAGGGGCCAAGGUUAUGAAAGAGGUCCUCCUGGAAGCUCAGGAGAUGGCGGUAAAGAACCACAACGUGGAGUACAAAUCCAACUUGUAUGUAGCCGAGUCUUUCUCCAGUAAGGGGAUGUACCUGAAGCGCAUCCGCUACCACGGCAGAGGGAUGUUCGGCAUCAUGGACAAAGUUUACUGUCACUACUUCGUCAAGCUAGUGGAGGGCUCGCCACCCAAAACGGAGGAGAGGACGAGCCUGGACCAGGCCAAGGAGUAUGUGCAGAGCCUCAAGAGAAGAACCGUCAUACACAGUCUGUAGACGGGACGGGCCGUGUAAUACAAGUGUAUGUGCGUGUCAGUCAUAUUUGUAAAUAAAUUUGUGAAGAGACCCUCUUAGCGCUGUUUGAUUAUUGUGGCGACUGUUGGAAAAGCCGCAAUGUAGCAUUGAAAGAGGGCUGUAUUGAAAAUAUGAAAAGACCCGAGUAAUUAUGCAACAUAAGCCGAAAUAUUACAAGGAUGAAGUUGUAAUCACGCAUUUUAUGUGAAUAAUUAAUUUGCGAUGUUACAUACAAAACUAGAUUUACGAGUAACUUGCUAUACUUGUGUGGAAAUGUCAGUCACUCGACAUCAUUACUAUGACUUCCAUUUUCUUCUUGUAACAAACAUUUUGCUCUUGUACCUGUAAUCUUCGUAAUAUUAGUUACGAGUUUAUCCUUGCGACUUUAUAACGUGCUCCAUUUUUCUUGUGAGACUUUUUUGUCUGUUUUCUUGCAACAUCCUCGUAACAUCACAUCUCUGUUCCUAACAUUUUUUUAUAGCAUGUGUUUGAUGCUUUAAGACCUUUAGAGUGGCUACACAAUGUUCUUGGAACCUUACAUGUUGGUAACAUUACAGCUUUUUCUUGUAGUAUUUCAACUUUAACUUACUAUCGUUACGCCUUUGUUCCUAUGAGUUACUUUUUUCUUGUGACAUUCCGACUGUAGCAUGACCAGCUUUGUUCUUACAGCAUAUUUAUUGUUGUGUAACGUGACUUUAUUCUCGCUGCUUUACGUUUUUUCAUAGUGACUACAUCGUUUCUCUUGUGGCAUUGCAACGUUCGUGUAACAUGACGACUCCACGGCUUUUUCCUUCUAACACUGACUUUUUCUUGUAACGUUACAACUUUUUUUUUGUAACAGCCAAACUUUAUUGUUGUAACAUCACAGCUUUUUUGUAACACUGCUGAUUUGAUCACAACUUUCUUCUCAAACCUUCCGCUUAUUCUUGCUUUCCGACUUCUCGCAACAGAACAUUUUUCUUGCAACAUGACCUUUGUUGUAACCGUUGCUCGUUACUUCAGUUUUUUCCUCGUAAUUGUAAUUUUCCCGUAUGCCUAUGACGGAGUAUUAGGGCCACAGUGGGGGAAAAACUUUAUUUUCGUCAAAUUACGACUUUAUUCUCGAAAUCUUGGAUUAUUACUUAUUAUUAUUAUUAUUAUUAUUAUUAAAGUCGUAAAAAGAAAAAAGUCGUAAUAUUCCAAGAAUAAAGUCCUAAUGUUAUGAGGAAAAAAAGUCGUACUAUUACGAGGGUAAAGUUGUAAAUUUACAAGAAUAAAGUUGUAAUAUUACUUGUCUGAGGGAAAACAGAGCAUAGCUCAUCAGGAAGGAAGGAAACUUUAUUCUUGUUUCAAAACAGAGCAGUUGAACACAAACUGAUAAGCACGUCUAGCGCUUCUCACUUCCGCCUCCCUUACCCCGCCCUCUCCGCGUGCCCAAGGCCACAGGUGACAUAAGUUCUCCCUUUUCAUAGCUGUCUCAGGCAGUGCCUGUCACGACGGUGUAUUAAAAUCUGAGAUUUCUAGAAUAAAAAAAUAAAUAAAGUCGUAAGUUUACGGGAAAAAAGUCGGAAUAUUACGAGAAUAAUAUUCUCGUAAAUUUAUGACUUUAUUCUCUUAAUAUUACAACUUUUUUUUCUCGCACAUUGACGAGAAUGAAGUCGUACAUUUACGAUUUUUUUUCUUGUAAAUGUACGACUUUAUUCUCGUAAUAUUACGACUUUUUUUCUCGUAAAUUUGCGAUUUUAUUCUCUAAAUAAAUGUAGUCCUAAUACUCCGUCGUACAUGCCACCCUUUUAGCCUAAAACUUUAUGGAAAAAAUAACUGAACCCAAAGAAGCUGUGGAUGAUUUAUUUAUUUGUUUUUUUACUCGUAUUAAUGUGGUGACCAUUUCAAAUGUUAUUAUAUCAGUGAAUAAUGCAUGAGUCUGGAUGACAAUUUUAGGCAUACAAAAUAUUUGAUGUAUUACUUGUGCAGUUCUUCAGCUGUGCAUCAUCAUCAUCAUCACGCAAGUGCUAACACUUCACAUGCAAUGCCAUUCGCUGGCAUCCAAUUUCAGCGAGCAAGCGCUCUCAGUGUCGGGUUGGAAGGUCGGGUCGGUCCCGCGCGGCAAAAGGCGCCAACGAUUUCUUUCAAAGUGCAAAAGGUUUCAUCUUUUUUUUUCUCCCCCACCUCUAGAAAUUCAUGACGUGGCUGCCGCUCCCGUCUGCUGCCCUUGAUCUGUCUUGCUGAGUGCAAGCGCAUACACGCCAUUUAGUGGAAUGUUAAUUAGCCCUCAGCGCUUUGUGUCCACCUCCAAGGUCAUGUUGGAUCUUUGGGGAGGGGAAUUUUGGAAGUAAUGGAAUAUUGAAAGAAUGACAGCUCUAAUUUUUUUAAUUCUACAUUUGAGCCCUCUGCAUUUUUCAUGUGUACUGAAUAUCAUCAAUAAGUGGCCAAGGUUUUUUUAAGGACUAAACUGCAGAGAGCGCAGUGUUUAUUCAUUAAUUUAAUAUUGUUUUGAGAAGCCAAGGUCUUUACUUAAAUGACCCAGCAACUAAGCAGAACUACGUUCCUCGUCACAGAAAUCCCACCAGAACUGGACU